GGAAGUUUACAGUGUGCUGACGGACUUUUAGAGAGUUCGGUGUUGUGCGCUCUCGGUGCGUCACACGCUCAGACCCUUCACUGGAAGCGCACGACUCCACACUUAUUAUACAUGCAAAUACAGCCCAGACUCCAGCUUCUCUCUGAACACAACAGGCUUCGUUUUUCUCACAAGCUUGAAUUCGCUUCUACUUGUGGCUGCAUCUUAGGAGUGAAAUGGAUGUCAUCCCUAUGUGUAGCAUCUUCCAGGAGCUCCAGAUUGUGCACGAUACCGGAUACUUUUCAGCUUUACCGUCUCUGGAAGAGUACUGGCAGCAGACAUGCCUCGAGCUGGAGAGAUACCUCCAGAGCGAGCCCUACGUCUCAGCCACCGACCUCAAAUUUGAGAGUCAGGAGGACCUGUGGAGCAAGCUGAUGCUCGCCUGCGGGGACAAGUCAAGCGAGCCCGACCCAAAGAUCCCCCACAUCAAGGAGGAGGAAGACAAUCAGGACAGCCAGCACCUCGACGCCGGCGGCUUCAACUCCGAUGCCAGCAGCGAGGCCUCGGACAGCUCAGAGGAGCUCUCCCCUACCCUCGACUUCUCCUCCGGUUCUUUGACUGACAUUCUGGGAGACGGUGGCGAAGACCUGGGCUCCGCCAUCAUCAGCACGCCGCCAUCCUCACCUGAGCUGGGCAAGGAGGGCUCUGUCACCCAGGUGUGGAGUGGGAUACAGACUGUUCUGCACUCACCUGGGAAAAUAAGGACUGGGGGCAUGGAGAGGACGCUGGAGAGGUCUGGGCUGACCAGCGGGGAGGCGUCACCUGACGGCAGGAGGCGGGUGCACAGGUGUCACUUCAAUGGAUGCAGGAAGGUGUACACCAAGAGCUCUCACCUCAAAGCACACCAGCGCACGCACACAGGUGAGAAACCCUACAGGUGUUCAUGGGAGGGCUGCGAGUGGCGCUUUGCACGAAGCGAUGAGCUCACCAGACACUUUAGGAAGCACACUGGAGCAAAGCCAUUCAAAUGCAGUCACUGCGACAGGUGUUUCUCCCGUUCUGACCACCUGGCGCUGCACAUGAAGAGGCACAUCUAAGAUGGCCUCUGUGUUGAGAGCUCUGAGGGAUGAAUCUGGUUGAUUGUCCUGACCUGUGGGGGAUCAGCGAGGCCGGUGUGUCCUGGGAGCGUUAACAUGGACACCGCCGUGUUCCAGUCAGUGGAAAAAGAUGAAGCAAUGCAGGCUAUUAUUUGCACCAUACUUAGUGCCUCCAACACCUCGCUGUGGAGAUUGCUCUUGAAAGGCUUUUAUGGAGGAAUGGGAGGGCGGGGAGAGACUUGAAGAAAUGUUAGAGAAGGGGAAAAAUCUGGACUGGAGAAGACGGGAAGAGACUCUUCUGUAUGGUGUUCGACGCUUUUUUCCUGGAGGAUUAUGGGACUCCUGCAGGGGUGCCGUUCCUCCAAUGACAGUAUGUUUGCCUGUGCGCAUGAGGACUGUGAGUGCCUGCGACUGGAUGCCUGUGCUGGCUUUAUGGAGCGGAUGGAGCUUGCAUUGUGGAACUGCGAGUGAAUGACACAGAGGGGGUGACGUUGUGUGAGGGAGGUUUUUUGGUCUCACUUAGAAUGAAUGCAAGGGUUCUGUCUGUGCAGUUUGAGUCUGUUGGCUGUGGAGGGGAGUAAAGGGUUGUUUGGUGGAGCUGAUUUGCUAUAGAGCGCCCCCUUUCUGUCCGGAGGUGAAACUACAGCUCCCUAUUCAAACAUGGGAGGUCGUUUUGUUUAGUGCAGCUAUUAAAUGUGCAAUGUAUUAUGUAGCCUGUCUCAAAACAUACACGCUAUAAAGCUCAUUUUGUUGUCCAUUGUGUAAGCUCUGUAUCUAAAAAGAAAAAGAAAAAAAAAAAACAACGGUUAUACACAAACAGUUAUUGCCAUUAUAACACAAGUUGCAUGGGAUCUGGGGAUGAGUUGCUCACCUGUUUGCUUAUAGGACAACAAAAUUCCAUUCAAGAGCAGCUACCUUCAUAUUACUCAAUAUCAUAGUAUUGUACAAAACACAUAAGGCAGUCUUUAUUUUUUUUUUCUUAAUAAGUUGGGGAUACCACUAUUGCUUGGCAACUGUCUUGAUCAUGGGAUUUUUGUUCCUUUUUCUUCACUUGCUCUUCUUUUGUUCUAUCUGUAAAUGCACUGUUGACCUUACUGAUGCCUUAUGUAAGUGGCCUUGUCCUGUUAAAUAGAUCUCUCUCUCUCACACACACACACACACACACACACACACACACCAAACCGGGGUUGCGAAUGCACUAGGCCAUUAGUGAAUUGCUUUAUAAAGGCUCUGAUCCAUACAGUCGCACCUUUGCCCUUUUGUCUCGCGACAGACUCCUCUAAACUCCUUAAAAAUAAAAAAGAACUAUAUAUCAGCUUCAUAAUGACUGCCAUUUUUACAUCUCUGUGCAUUAUCUGUUCAAUGUUAUCAUAACCUUAUCAAAACUAAAUCAUAUUCCCCAAAAUCACGCCAAAAUAAUUGGUCUGAGACAGAAUUGUGGAGCACUUGGAAAAGCAAUUCAGUUUUGUAAAGAUUUACUACUAUGUAGUAUAAAGUGGUGUAGAUGCACUUCAGAUCGACUGUAACUUGCUGUCAAAGGUACAGACUCUAGGAAAUAAUGUUCUCAUGAAAUGUGGCAUGGUCAGCCACCAAGGCUGUGACAAAUAAGAAUUUACUACAAAGAAACCAUUUACAGUAUGCUGUACGGGCCAUUUAUGUCUGCAGACAUGUCAAAAGCUUACAGUCUUUAAAGAAAAGGAUGUGUCCUUUAGAAUAAUGACGACAUUCUCAACAAUGAGUCUGUUUUGUUGUAUGUUUUGGUAAGUCUUGCCCUCAGGGUGAGUCAGUAUCUUUACUCAGACCUGGUUUAAAUAACCUGUGAUCUGACUAAACGGUACCAAAAACCGGUCUCACCAGUUCAGCUGAGCUGUGCUGCAGGUCUAGAGGUAUCUGUCUGCAUCUGCAGGUGAACUGAGAUGAGACCAGGACCAGAUGUAUGUCUGUACCAACUUCACUAUAUGCAUGUUUUAACUUAAGUUACUGUACAUGACUUCAACGCACUCCUCCGUGGGUUGACAAAAUUCUCUGAUCUUUCAAGUUUAUAGAAAUCCCUUCAGUUUCACAAUUGGAUAGACUCCAUCACAAUUUUCCCUAUUUCUAGAAAACAUGUGGGAGCCACUGUUUUUUUUACUGGAUAUAUGUUUUGUUGAAAAGUAAGACAUAUGGAAGUGUUGAAAAAGAACUUGUCUGCUUUCAGGAUAUGGCUGGUUUAAGUGGUCAUAAAACUUGUUGUAACUCAACACCUGUACAGGUGAACCUGGUCAACGUUAAAGAAAGUCCAUACACUGAGAAAUGUCAAAAAUGCAAAGAUGUGUACAUUGUAAACUAAGAGAAUUUUGUAAGGAAGCUUCUAUUUUGAAAGGGUAUGGGACCAAAAACAAGUGCAGUGUGUUGUUUCUAAAGAUUAACCAAUAAAGACAAGAGGCUGAAGAAUUAUUGUAAAAUAGACACACUCCAUUCUUGUUCAUAUGCUUCUGUAACAUCUUUGUUUAUGAUUUGAUUGGAGAAAUGUAGAGCAAAUGUAUGUUUAAAAAGGCAUCAAUUGCGUAUACACAUGUGGCCUAUCAUCUUUUAAGAAAACAACAACGAAAAAAACUACUUUUCAGACGUGAAUUGUUCUGGACACUUGAAUUGUCAUAAUUUUGCAUUCUGGUGUCCAUUAAGUAUUGAGUUUUUUAUUUGCCAUGUGAUUUUUUUCUUAACUUCUCAAAGACCUCCGAAGACACCCUAUCUUUAGCUAGAGAAUCUUUAUUGGAUAAACAUGGAGAUAAAAUAUGAGGCUCUAUUUUUGUUUGUUUUAUGGCAUAACAAGAUUUUUUCAUUUGGAAUUGUUUUGUAAAAUAGUUUCUGUAUGAAUGUAUUUUUUAUUGGAAAAUCGAUAAAAAGAAUUUAUUGGA
Messenger RNA from Morone saxatilis (striped sea-bass), 3973 nucleotides. RefSeq names its product Krueppel-like factor 6. Gene Ontology annotation, biological process: regulation of transcription by RNA polymerase II. The transcript has 4 exons. Lineage: Eukaryota; Metazoa; Chordata; Actinopteri; Moronidae. Gene Ontology annotation, molecular function: RNA polymerase II cis-regulatory region sequence-specific DNA binding; DNA-binding transcription factor activity, RNA polymerase II-specific. The coding region runs from base 216 to 1076 and encodes 286 amino acids. The record is from RefSeq and is a predicted model, not a curated record.